CCAAACGGGCGCACAAGAUCAGUUGGCCAAGUGAGUCUGGGUUUACCCGUGGCCCUGCUUCUGGUUGCAAUUUAUGCCCAUCGUCCAAGCUGGGCGCUUGAACUUAACUCCAAUUUCACUGGCGGCAGCGGAGAGAGCGGUCUCUUGAGAACAGUGCGCCACAUUUAUGGCCAGUGUGCAGAUAGUGAUGAUAUUUUCUGGUGCUGCAAGCUACAAGGGGGACGUCUGUUGGGCCGCGCUCUCAAAGUGCAGCAACUCAGCAUUGUGGAUGGUGUUGGUCUAGUGAGACGUGAAAAUGCUGCCCAAGAUUCACGUACCGGACGCUCCAGCAUAUCGGAGAGUCAAUUGAAUAACCGUGAUUUGGAGCAUAUGUCUAGUAAGAGUCUCGAUGCCUUGCUGCUGGAACGUUUCCUUGGAUUUGUGCACAGUCAUCAGCUGCAGGUUAAUCUUCCACGGCUGCUCAUCUACGGCGAGCGUAAUAGUCAGAACUGGUUGCAGUCCCUAAUGGGCUAUUUUCUGCCCAGUGAAUUGGCGGCAAACGGUGCAGGAGAUGGACGCAAGAAAGAUGACAAAAAGUAUCUGGGACCCUUCAUUGCGGCUGUACUGCUGAAAACAGCCAUUUUAAAGAUGGCCUAUCACUCGAUUGCCAUUGUGGCUGGCAAGGCUCUGAUUGUGGGCAAAAUUGCUCUUAUCAUUAGCGCCAUCAUUGGCCUCAAGAAGCUUGUUAGCCACGAUGGCGGCGAAAAGACCACCUACGAAAUUGUUAAGCAUCCGCAAGUGCAGCAGAGCCACACCUAUUCGUCCAGCCAUCAAGGAGAAUAUGACAGUGGUGGCGGUGGCCAUGAUGGUGGUUCCUAUCAUCGCAGCAUAGACGACGAAAUGAUGAUGCAGGAUAAGGCUUACCAGGCAUGGAUGCCACAAUCUGGUGGUGUGGCUACCGCCGGUUUAACUUCCGCCAAAGUAUCGCGAUAA
Messenger RNA from Drosophila willistoni, 972 nucleotides. RefSeq lists its product as uncharacterized. The record is from RefSeq and is a predicted model, not a curated record. NCBI's taxonomy places the organism in Eukaryota, Metazoa, Arthropoda, Insecta, Diptera, Drosophilidae.